AUGGAUAAGCCGUUUGGCAAGCUGAUAUCGUCCAACCUAUUUACGUUCCAUGUUGGACCUGAAAAGACCCCCUUCAUAGUCCACUCCGAGGCUGUUGCUAGGCAGUCCCCAACUCUCGACACGCUCAUAAACGGCGGCUUGGUUGAGACACAUUCCAGGACAGUCGCAUGGCCAGACGUUGAUGUGGAUACGUUUGUUCGGUUCUGCGAGUUCUGCUUUCUAAGCGAUUAUUCUCCCCCCAGCUGUAGUGAAGAUACGAGCACCGAUGAGGCAAAAGCAGAUAUACUGGAAGGCACUAGAGCUAACGGGGGGGAUGUUUCUCCUGAUCCAAGGCCUAGGCUCAACCCUUUUGAACCUGAGACUCUUGAGGCGCCCGAGCCAGCGGAAGAGCCGCCUCCUGCGGAAGAGCCACUAGUGGACGAGACAAUGGAAUGGGGCUUCAGUAGCAGAAAAAAAGGGAAAAAGAAGCUUCCCAAGCCUCCGAAACCGAGACUUUUCUUUAAAGACAAAGAAUAUUCGCUUCCCCCCUACCUUGCACAAGCUGCUGAACAAUUCAAGCCCUUCUCCAACGUUUCAGCAUCCCAGGAUUUCACGCCUGUGUUCCUUGGGCACGCGCGGCUAUACGUCCUCGCAGACAAGUAUGGAAUCGAGCCCCUCAAAGAGCUUGUGCUAUAUAAGCUAUACACGACCUUGAAGGGGUUCACCAUUUUCAGCAAACGAGCCGGAGAUAUCAUUCAGCUGAUCAAGUUCACAUAUGAGAACACACCCGAGAACACAUGGGCUGAGGACCUAAGGACACUUGUCACACACUAUGUCGCAUCUAAGCUAGACGACCUUGCUAUGAAUAGUGAAUUUCAUCAAGUCUUGGAUGAGGGAGGCGACUUCGUGACGGAUUUCUGGAAACUGGUCUGGAGGAGGAGAGAUUGUAUAUUUCAGUCCCUUGGGGAGUAUGAGGGUAGCUAUUGA
Messenger RNA from Microsporum canis CBS 113480, 966 nucleotides. RefSeq lists its product as hypothetical. The coding region runs from base 1 to 966 and encodes 321 amino acids. The record is from RefSeq and is a predicted model, not a curated record. The transcript has 2 exons. Lineage: Eukaryota; Fungi; Ascomycota; Eurotiomycetes; Onygenales; Arthrodermataceae.